This is a messenger RNA of Esox lucius (northern pike), 3675 nucleotides long. Its product is annotated as transcription cofactor vestigial-like protein 4. Bases 479 to 1276 code for a protein of 265 amino acids. The transcript is spliced from 6 exons. Gene Ontology annotation, molecular function: transcription coactivator binding. Gene Ontology annotation, biological process: negative regulation of DNA-templated transcription. NCBI's taxonomy places the organism in Eukaryota, Metazoa, Chordata, Actinopteri, Esociformes, Esocidae. The record is from RefSeq and is a predicted model, not a curated record.
UGAAUGCCGCCACCAAACAUCUGACAGUCUUUCUGUGUGCUUUCAGUGAUGUUGACAAAGAUGUGAUUUCUUUCUUGCAUGUCAAAGUCUUCCCCAUGGUGGCCUCAUGGUCUAGUUGUGUCUGCCACAAAGAACCUUAUAGUAAAUUGAGUGGGUCGUUGGAGAGAAGAUACAGUAUGAGUCACCGGGGUUAGUUGGCCAGCUAGCUAUCUAGCUAGCUAGGUUAGCGUAGCAGCUGCACUGUCUAGCUGGGCUGGGAGAUGUGGCGCAACGUCCCUUUUGUCUGAAAACGGUGUUUGCAAACAUUUUAAAUACCGAUGGAGCCAGCGAACUGAUUUCUGGAAAGUUGAUCCACUGCUUGUUUUGUUUAUCGUUAAUGUGAUCUGGACUUUUUACUCGAACACAUUGACGGACGCUAACGACAUAGCUAGCUGCUAUUUUGCUAACUUUGAUGUUAGCAAGCAGCCAGUACGCGUAAAUGCUUUUCACGAGAAUGGACCUGUUGAACUAUCAGUUCCUGGACAAAAUGAACAACAAUAUUGGGAGACUACACUAUGAAGCGGAAUCUUCUCUCACAGGUGAGUCCAGGAUGCCCUCACUGCCCUCUACAAUGACCAACAUGAGGACUGGUCCUCCCCCAAUCUGCCCCAACAAAAGGAAGUAUGGCGAGGAGCAAGUGGACGACCACAUUGACUGUGAUAAUGACCACAUGACCAAAAUGAGCCGGUACUUUCAACUGGCCAGGCCCGCCAGCGGGGACAACCGCAAUGACCCGUGGAGCCUCGGACACAGCCCCGCGGAGCGCAUCACUUCGUCCUCCAACGGACUCCACGGCAACCACUUGUACUCCUCCAUGCCGUCCUAUGCGAUGGACCAGCCCCUGGCUCUGACUAAAAACAACCUGGACUUUGGACCGGGCGGGACGGAGAGGCAGUCGUUGCCUGGACCCGUGGACAGGCCACAGAAUCGUCCGUCUGUGAUCACAUGUGCUCCGGCAAGCAAUCGCAAUUGCAACUUGUCUCACUGCCACAAGUCUCACAGUCCCAGCCCGCCCAUGGACCAGAGGAAGACCAAUGCUAACACGGCCGUGGAUCCGGUAAUAGAGGAGCAUUUCCGCCGCAGCCUGGGAAAGAACUACAAGGAGCCCGUCUCCAACUCGGUGUCCAUCACCGGCUCGGUGGACGACCACUUCGCCAAGGCCCUGGGAAACACCUGGCUCCAGAUCAAGGCCAAGGGCCCGGGGGGAGGCCCCCACGGAUCCGAGGCCGACUCCUGAAAGCCGGACGUGCCUGCCCUCCUCCGCUGUCCUAUGGUGAACCACAAUCACUUUCUUUGUCUGUGGCAUCAGAUAAGAGCACAGACUGACCUCCCUGUACCAUUCAUUGUCAAGCUUGACUUUCCCGAGCUAAAGAUCAACGCUGUAUUAUACCUCACGGCUGGCCUCAUACAGACCAUCGGGCGGGGGGAGGUGUUCCCAUCCAACUCCUACUAAAUGACAAACCACAGGUCUGAGUGGUUUUUAUACAUUUGUUCAGUUAGGGCCGUUUCGGAUUGUGUCCCGAGUGUUUCAAUAUUUCCUUUUCAAAGCAGGAAUAUCAGUUUAAGGGCCCCUCUAGGGCCUGUAUUGGGCAGCCCUGAUGUCAUGUUUUUGUACUUCCCCAAAACGAUCAAUUAAUGUUGGCCCUUGAGAAAGCGUACUGCUCUGUCUGAACUCCCUCACGCCUUCCUUAUUAACCAAAGAACUGGCCCGCUGUGUCAAACGAAAUGCCCUGGUCUUGUUUGUUUGUCCCUUUUCUUUGUCCAUCCACCUGGCUUCUUCUCUACACUCUUUUGGUUUUUGUGUCAGUGUUGGUUUUGAUUUGCACUAUUUGGUGUUAGAUUGAGGUAGCUUGGGGUUUACAGCAUACCUGUUAUGGAGCAGAGAUGAUGUUUGUUUUUGACCUUUAACACUACUAACAGUGGUAAUGCAAUCAAGACUCUUCUGAUGUUUCUCACUUUUAUCUUCUCUCACGAUCCAGAACUGGACUUUUUGUUGCUCUUUUUGGGGGGGGGGGGGGGGGGGUAAAUUUUUUGGGGGGUUUAAUCCAAUUUUGUCUGUUAGUACUCCUGGGUUCAUUUCAUCGAUUCAGUCUGUAAUGAGGAUAGUAUUCUGCUUAGAGAUGCAUGUUUCAAAUAGCUGGUAUCUAUUAUAAGCCUUGUUCUAUACUAUUCUAUUAUCUAUACUAUUUACCCUCAGAAUUUAUUUUUGUCAGUAACAGUUUUAGAAAUACUCACUGCUGGUACAGUCGUACUCAAUAUAUUUUUUUGUAUCCGGUUUCUCGUUACAAUAUGUAGCUAUACCCUAACAUCCAUCUACAAAACAAAGCCUCUGGCAAGGCUGUCUGAAUGCAGUAUAAUAGGCUAGAUUGCAUUGUUAUUAUGUGGUACUGGAUGAUAUGGCUGCAUGCAUGACUGAAUACAGUAAACAUAAAAUAUUCGCUGAACAGACCUAUCUGGGAGUUCUCUAUCUCCACACAAAUGUAAGUCGUUUGUGUUUUGUUCUUUCUAAUCUCAUGUUGAGUUUCAUUUAGACUUUAAACGGACUAACUUUUUCAGGGGUUAAAUUGACUGGCCACGAGGUUGUCUGUCGGACGUUUUUAGUUUCGGGGAGUGUAAUGGUUUAUUGACCCCUACAAUGCCGAUGACUUACACAUGUAUCCUGGCUGGCCUUGAACGAAAGCCUUCCCAAGCUUGUCUUGAGACGAUGGCAUGAACAUUCCACCGUUACUACCCAACUUCAUGUUGUUUUUCUGGUAAGAUUAAGCUUUGUGGAAAAAGGGGUAGCGUGUUGUUGUUUUUUUUAUAGUGUAGCCUAAACUGUAUGUUAAGAACGUUGGGAACAGAAUCCAGGGGAGUACCACUCCAGAACAUCUAAAGUACUUUAUGGAGUUUCAGUUCAUAUGGAUGAAAGCAAUUGUAUGACUUUUCUGAAUUGGUUUCCAUUUCCUUAAGUAAACCUGAAAAUGGCAUAGUACGUUUAGAAUGUUUUAGUCACCUCUCAGCUCUUUCUUUGUGAGAAAAUUAUAUACACUCAAUAUUCUACACUGUUUUGAAAAUUACUAUAUAAACUAUCAUAUUCCUGUUUUAUGGUUUACUUUAUUUUAUCUAAAGACUAUCAUUGCGCCGCGCGUAAUGAUCUUAGAGAUUUUUUUUUAUAAAACAGAACAAUGUACUCAUGUUAUGUAGCCAUUGGAUAUUCAUUAUCCUCUAACCAUACAUUUUUAUCUAUCUAAAAAGUUGAUCUUUUUCCAGAGUUGUCCGAGGUGCAGGAACACACCAGUCUUUCUAUGAAUAAGGGUCUCUUGGCGUGAUGUCUGGGUGGCAUUACUGCUGCAGGUUCCAGAGUCUCUUUGCCUGUUUCUGUACUGCAGUGAAACUAAGGGCUUAUCACGAGUUGACUCUCAGUGAUAAUUUGGGGUGUAAUGUUCCAUUGUUAUUUAAUCGGUUUUAGACUGCUUGUGCCUCUAAAUGACAAGUCGCAGGAACUAACUCCCCUGUCUUCACACGGGAACCUACAUUGCCUUACUUAGACUGUUUCAUGUGUUAGUUCUUUUUUAGGCCUUGGUUCUCCCGAAGAAAAUGACAGUUUUUUUGUACUUGGAAAUCUUCUAAAAUAAACUUUUAAAAUGCUCUAUC